CUCUUUCCACCGCAUCAACACCCCCUUUGUGAUUUCUCUCUCUCUAGACUUGAAACCCUAGCGUUGGCCUAUUUUCGUCAUUUUAUAUUUUGAUUAUGGAAGAGGUUAGUAAUAAUAAGAAACGAGUUCGUGAUGACUCGUACGAGUCGGACUCUGACUCGCCGGAGGUGAAGAGACUCAGAGAUGAUCUCUUCUGCAAUCUCGACGACUCAGAUCUGUGCACGAUGAGUCCCGAUCUGGACUCCUUCAUGAAGAGCUUUGAGGUAGAGAUAACUGCUUCGCCGCCGGUGACGGUGGUGGAUCUGACGUCAGAUUCCGGCGAGUCUCAGCCGGAUCUAGGUUUCCUUCUCGAAGCUUCCGACGACGAGCUUGGUCUUCCUCCGUCGAAUACGACGGCGAGCGACGAAGAGGUCGUUGAGUUGGUGCGAGUUUCGUCUGACUCGUCGACCGAGUUCAGUGAGAUGUGGAGGUUUGAUGAUCAGAUCCUGAGUUAUGACUCGUUCGAAUUUGGAAUCGCCGGCGAGGAGAACUAUAAUCGCGAUGAGAACGGCGAGUAUGUGGCGUUAGAUGGAUUGUUUGAUUAUUCAGAUCCGAGUUUUGGAUUGGCUGAUUCGUCGGUGGCUUUGUGGCGGCCGGAGACGAUGCCGGCGGCGCAGUAGUACAGGCCACAAGUUUUAAUUUUAAUGAAAAUUAUAAAAAUAUUUGUAAAGUUUUUUAUUUGUUAAUUUAUUUAUGGUUCUAAUUAAAAAUAGAAAUUAAGAUAUAUUAUAGGUAGGAGUGGAAAAUGACAAAGCCAGAAAGCUACGGAGAUAUUUGUUGAUUUUGACUUUUUAUUUAUUUAUUUAUAUAAUUUAUUAAUGAAGAAAAGCUGCAAGACGCAUCUCCUCACAAAUUAACGCCGAA
Molecule: messenger RNA, 903 nt
Organism: Camellia sinensis
Lineage: Eukaryota; Viridiplantae; Streptophyta; Magnoliopsida; Ericales; Theaceae
Source: RefSeq, a predicted model, not a curated record